This is a messenger RNA of Lasiosphaeria miniovina, 2178 nucleotides long. RefSeq lists its product as uncharacterized. The transcript has 2 exons. The coding region runs from base 1 to 2178 and encodes 725 amino acids. The record is from RefSeq and is a predicted model, not a curated record. NCBI's taxonomy places the organism in Eukaryota, Fungi, Ascomycota, Sordariomycetes, Sordariales, Lasiosphaeriaceae.
AUGGCUUCGUACGACCCCUACGAGGUCCCUGCACGCGAGCGCACCAAGCGCUACUAUCGCGAGGAGCGGGACGCUCGGGGUACCGAAACCCGUGAUACCUAUCUAAAUGUCACGCCGUCGCGCGACUUGGUCCCACGGCCGCGAGAGGAUAGCGACCUCUCCGUCGAGGAAAUCCGUCGCGAUUUCCCGCCUCCAGGUUACUCUAGCCGAGACGUCCGCCGCGCCCGCUCAGCCGAGCCCGGGUACUACGAUGAAUACGAUCGCUCGUCGCACUACAGCGGCCGCGACCGCGACCGCGACCGCGACUAUGACCGAGACUCGGAACGUCGCUCCUCGCACAAGAAGUCCACUGCCUACUACGAGGAGGAGAAGAAGGCCCGCGUCCUCAGCAAGCAGGAGCAGAUUAUUGCCGCCAUCACCGGCGCUGCCAUCGCCAUCGGCGGCAAGGAGCUCUACGACCGCCGUGAGGCAAACCAGCGUGGUGCCGACGUCCAGCGAAACGUCCUAGCCUCGGCCGCUCUGGGCGCUGCUGGAGCGUUUGCCGGCUACCAAGGAACCGAGCUGUACAACAAGCGCAAGGAAAAGGGCGAGAAGACAACCAAGACGACGACCCAGAUCGCCCACCGCGGUCGUGACGGCAGGCUCGAGUACUAUUCUGAGGAGGAAGAGACAGCUAAGGAGAAGAAGGGUCACAAGAACUUUUUGGAGAGCGCUCUUGCCGCAGCCGGCCUUGGCGGUGCUGUCAAGGCCCUGACUGGAGGCGGCAAGGACAAAGACGACAAGUCGGACACGAGGAGCCGGCGCGGCAGCAGCCGCUCAACCUCCCGCUCCCGCUCGCCCUCGUCCCGCUCAAAGGGUGGCGAGAAAGGAAGCGGGGCCAACAAGAUACAGAAGGCCGCCAUGGCGUCGCUGAUCGCCGGCGCCACUGAAGCCUUCCGCAUCUCUAAAGAGCCCGGCUCCUGGAAGGGCGAGAAGGCGAAGCGCGUUCUUACUGCGGCUGCUGGUGCCGCCACCAUUGAUGCGGCCCAGAAUCCCGACAAGGCCGGUAGCAAGCUCGGCAUAGCCGAGGCCGUCAUUGGCGGCCUGGUCGGCAAUCGCGUCCUCAACGGCUCCAAGAAGAAUAUCGAAGAGGACGAGAAGACGGGCCGGUCUCGGUCUCGAUCUCGCGCCCGCUCCAAGAGUCGCGACGGCAGUAGCGGCGGCGGCGGCGUCAGCGGUCUUGCCGCCCUUGCAACCGCUGGUCUCGGCGCCUUCGGCGCUAAGAAGAUUAUGGACCACCGCGAGCGGUCGAGAUCCCGGCGCCGAAGCGCAGACUCUGGUGACAGCCGGGAUAGGUCACCCGAUCGGCGCCACCGCAGCCGGAGCCGCAGCGUCGUUGACUCGGCCCGCCGAGGCCUGGCCAAGGUGGGCAUCGGCAAUGGACCCGACGACGAUGAUGACCGCCGUGACCGUGACCGCAGUCGUGACCGCAGACGCGAUCAAGACGACUACGACUCGGUGCGGGGAUCACGUAGACACGGUCGGCACCACAGCUCCGACGAUGAAAGCGACCGCGACCACCGACGCGGUGGAGGAAAAGACGACGACGACCGUUCUGCGCGCGGGGGCGGCCGCGAUCGCUCACGACAACGCGGUGACCGCUCAAGGCGAGCGUCACUGUCCGAGUCAGACCUGGGCGAUUCGGACGAAGACAAUAAGCGGCAAAAGAAGAUGAGAGGUAAGCAACUUAUAACCACAGGCCUGGCGGCCGUGGCAACCAUCCAUGCAGCCCAUAGUGUCUACCAGAGCAUGGAGAAACGGAAUCUGAGGCGAAAGGCGGUCAGAGAGGGCCGACUGAGCCCCGAGGAGGCCAAGAAGCUCAAGAAGAAGGCGCUAUUGCAAGAUGCUGCUUCGGUUGGUAUCGCUGCCCUCGGCAUCAAGGGCGCCAUCUCCGAGGUUAAGGAAGCCCGCGAGAUGACGCACGAGAUGCACGAGUGGAAGAUGCGCAAGGCUGAAAGGCACGAGCGGCGUCUUGCAAGGCAGCUGCAGCUCCGCGGCUACAGUAGACGCAGGGCUGACAACUGGUCUCCGGCAGCUCCCCCCAGGGCGGACCGGUCUGACGGCGGACCCCGUUAUUACGAUGGGAAUCCGUACGCCGCACUGCCCGCCCCUCCUGCCGGGCAAUCCGACAGGAGGUGA